Messenger RNA from Arabis nemorensis, 363 nucleotides. The record is from the annotation of a GenBank genome assembly. Lineage: Eukaryota; Viridiplantae; Streptophyta; Magnoliopsida; Brassicales; Brassicaceae.
AUGAAGCUUGAUUUCACACCAAUCGCUCAAUUAAAGUCUGAAAACAAAAUUUGGAAGAUUAAAACUCGAAUUUCCCGUAUUUGGCGAUUCCAAAACAAUGAUAAACAUGGAGAUAUUGGUAGACUUGAUUUAAUUCUUGUGGAUGAUAAGAAUUGCGACCAUAUUCCAAACGACUCACUUCGUUUCAAUUUCAUCCCUUUUGAAGAAUUGCUCUCCGGUCACAUGACGAAACAGUUUUCGUCGGUAUGUCAUGUUAUUGGUGAAAUCAUUGAAGUGCAUGGUUUAAAGGAAAUAACUGUUCGUAACGCUCUAUGUAAAUUGUUGAAUCUUCAACUUAAAAAACCUCAAUGGUUCAACAAUUGA